ACCGUGUCUGUGCAAUGCCGACUCCCAAACAACAAGGCCACCAUGGGUUAUAAUCGCAUUCGUCCCUAGCCCGUUGAUGGCAAGAUCAAAGCGCUGUUACACAGCUUCACGCCAUCUGGUGUUUCUGGUCCAACUGUGGCAGAAAUGGAUCUGAAAUCGAUGCUCAAUGACUCCUCGUCGCAACGGCAGCCGCCCCGACUUCACACACCUCAAUCAUCCUACGAUCAAGCAGCAGCAACUGUCCACACUCCAGCCUACGAUCCUUUAGAACGAACAUCGUCGUAUCCACAGCCUUUGCCAUCGUCCGACUACAAGUCUCCGGCCAAUGGCUCCUAUUUCGCCAUACAGUCCCCCCACCAGCAGAACUCUGCUUCUGCGUCCACGCCGAGUGUAACAGGUCAAUCAAUGUAUGCGCAGAGUCCAGGGCCACAUGGACAGAUACACACUCCCCGUGAAGGUGUUGCGCCUCCCAUGCCAUAUCAACAGUCGCCUUUUGUGCCGUCGCCGUCUCCCUCGGCUCCCUAUCCUCCCACGCCCGGUUCCUUUCACCACCACCAAAUGACACCAAACUCUGCGACUGCGCAACACAACCCUGGCCCUCACACCGCUCUCACCCAUCAUUCACCACGAGAGGAAUUCACUCCUUCGAAUGGUAAUGUGCGCUUGAAUACGCAAACACUCUCACCUCAGGCGCAGUUCCAUCCUCCGCCUGUGACACCACUCGGUCCGCCAUCCUCUCACACUCGACCAUCUCCUCACCCAAACCGUCCAAUAUCUCAGGGUCAGGAUAACUACAGACGAUUGUCAGUGAGUUCCGUGGGAUCGACCCAGAGCAGAGAAUACACCCAAGGGGCUUAUGCGCAUGCGACCCAUUCCAGAAGCGGAAGCAUACAAAGAACAUAUUCUGGCGACCUGCGAGAACGUGAAAGAAGCAUUGAAAGUGUUAGCCCCAAAACAAUCCCUAAGCCGCCUCCACGGCGCCAGUCCAGUGGGACUAGAUACCAGGAACCGUUGUCAGAAGGUUACCAGAGUCUGCAUCCAAUGUACCCAAUGUCUACCAAUUCACAGCCUCAUAGCACACCUGACAGGACCAUCGAGGUGCAACAUCAUGAAACCACUCCAAAAUCUGCCUCUACGCCAGCCGAUCCCAGGACAACGACAACCCAAUACCCAGGUCCGAAUUCAGGAGCCAUGAACAACAUGACUAUGACUCCGCAAUCCACGCACUCUUCUCUUCCCCCCCAGAAUAGCCCUCUGAUCACCGGACAGCCUGCGCUCAAGAAGCGAAGUGCGAGCCACAUAUCGAGUAUGGCUUCGACACCACAGCAGCCUCGAAAGCGGCCUCGGCGGGAUUUCAUUCCAGUUCACGCUCAGAGCGCAAGAAAUAAUAGGCCUCCAAGGUUCAUCAAAGCACCACCUGCGACCCCGCCCCGGAGAAAUGAACCUGAGCCGGAGCCGCAAAUUCCCAACGGACAAGCCCAGCUUCAAGUGGCGCCUCCAGCUAACACCACGACCCCACCAGUCGAAAGCCAUUGGGAACCCUCAAUCACCAAUCUCACACCGUAUGAAGACCUGACGCGCAGAGUGUGUGAUUGGAUCUAUUCGGUGAUUGGAGAAGCAGCCCUUCCACCGAAUGGGGCAGUCUUCGAGAUCGAGGCUAAGCUCGGGUGCAUUUAUGAUGAACAUGCCAACCAUCGUCUGAGCCUGCCUGUCGACACGGAGACCUGGUUUAGCCGUGACAGGUAUCGAGGAAAGACUAGUUUUCAAAGUUCUAUGAACAUGAUUCAGCAUGAGCUCUUGAAUAAAUUUCUCAAUACCCUUGUUGAAGAUUCCGUGCGCGAGUCACAGACAUCGGGUCGAGCUGUCAUAGGGUAUAGUCACCCUCAUGAAUAUGACGAGUUCUACGAGCUCACCGAAGAUGGACGGAGAAAUCUUGCUCCCUGGAUUGUUACGUGGCUCAAUCCCCGCCACACGCCUCGUGUGAGAAGGACCAUCGACGAGACCAAUGGGCAAGUCAAGGCACAGAUCAUCAAGUCACGUAUUGCGGAUGUGGAUGUCUACAACCCUCGCACCGACUUUGACUAUAGAGUCUCAAUCUCCAUUGAAUCUCCAUGGAGCGGAGAUCCGAAUUGGCUCACCGAGGCGGCGGACAGCGGCCGCGAUCGGCAGAAGGAUCGCAUAAGCUACAGACACAUGGCCUACCAGAUUGAUCUCACUCAGGUUAGUUAUCCUAACAGAACCGAAAAGGAGCAUGAGUUGGAAGUCGAGAUUAGUACGGAGCAGAUUCGAAUUCAGCUGGCAAACGCUCGUGAGGGCCGGCCUAGCAAGUAUGAAGAUAUGGUAAAGGGAUUCCUCGACAAUGUGAGGAUAUUAUGCCGACAAGGGUCGGUCAGACAAUGAGCGACUCUGGUUGAAAAUACGAAGAUGGAUACUGGGUCGGAGUCAUGGGAGCGCAAUGAUUUUUCUGUGUUCCAAGGCGGAAGCUUCCCUCUAAUCGUACCGGAUACCCUUGUAAUACUAUUCAUAGCCCCAUUGUCAUCAAGUGUAUUUCAAGCCUAGACAGUUGAUCGUGACACAAAAAAACGG
Messenger RNA from Exophiala oligosperma, 2586 nucleotides. RefSeq lists its product as uncharacterized. Gene Ontology annotation, biological process: 7-methylguanosine mRNA capping; polynucleotide 5' dephosphorylation. The transcript is spliced from 2 exons. Gene Ontology annotation, cellular component: mRNA capping enzyme complex. The record is from RefSeq and is a predicted model, not a curated record. The coding region runs from base 145 to 2400 and encodes 751 amino acids. Gene Ontology annotation, molecular function: polynucleotide 5'-phosphatase activity. Lineage: Eukaryota; Fungi; Ascomycota; Eurotiomycetes; Chaetothyriales; Herpotrichiellaceae.